Messenger RNA from Lotus japonicus, 1297 nucleotides. Its product is annotated as probable membrane-associated kinase regulator 6. The coding region runs from base 103 to 795 and encodes 230 amino acids. The transcript is spliced from 2 exons. The record is from RefSeq and is a predicted model, not a curated record. NCBI's taxonomy places the organism in Eukaryota, Viridiplantae, Streptophyta, Magnoliopsida, Fabales, Fabaceae.
AAGAUAUGCUUCAUAAGAGUAGAGGCUUUCCUAAGCUUUAACAUCGUCCAAAUUGUCAAUUACUUCAAAGAUUCCUUCUUCUACACCUUCAGAGUAGAAGCCAUGGAAACUUCCCAUCCUCUUUCUAUUGAAAGUUUCUCCUAUAGUUGGUUAGUGAACCUGAAGCCCUCACUAGAAAGCCUAGAUAGCUCUUUCAGAACUUCUGAUCUUGAUGCUUCUGAUGAAACAUUUUCCUCUUACAUUGAGAUGGACCCAAGAAUGCCACCCUCCAAGAGAUUCUUCAGAAACUCCCAUGACUUCAAAUUUGACUUUCAAAUCUCACAAAACUCCCCUCUUGUUGAUGCAGAUGAGCUCUUUUCCAAUGGUUACCUCAUGCCUCUUUUUGUUGAAUCUAUAGAAGCAUAUAAUGCUUCAGAUGAAAAUCCAAGCCUACCUUCUUCUUCAUCUUCUUCUUCUUCUUCAUCACAUGUACCAAAAAAAGUGGUUCCUUCAGGUCCUUCUAGAUGUCCUUCUUUGAAAAGGUGCAAAACAUUAUCAAGGAGAAUGUUUCAGAAGUAUCUAAAUUUCUUAAGGCCUUUGUGCAAAAGAUUGAGGGGUCAGAACAAAUCAGGUUCAAAUCCUGAAGCUAUGGUUAAAAGAACUCAGUCAGUGAAGAAUAGGAGACACUAUUCUGAAUCAUCGCCGCGAAUUAGCGUAGCUUAUUCUGCAGAUGACUGGCGCAAGUCCUGUGAUUCUGAUAGUUCAAUUUAUGAAGCUGUUCUCCAUUGCAAAAGAUCUAUUGAGAGAAUGACUUAAAGCACUCGGCAAAAGCAAGAAUUUUCAUAUCAAACUAUGAAAGAGGGGGGAAGAGGAAGGGAUAGAGGAGCAAUAGAGUCACAAGUGAUCAGAGUUUUAAAUUGCAGUUGUGGUUGCGGUCGCGGGUUGCAAUUGCAGUUGCGUACUACAAUUUAAAACCCUGUUGAAGAUAUCCGAGGCCAAACUAUGACCAGGAAUAGAAUCACCUUCCUCCUCUGCUUGAAUGUCAAUAGGAAAUAAAUAUGUGGUAGGUGAGGCAUUAUUCAAGCUUUGCCAUCACAUUUGAGAGAAAAAAGUUUCUGGUACAAUUUUGUUUGUUUAUCUUGCUAAUGUGGGAAGUAUUAAGAAACACUUUUACAACAGAUGAGAAUCUGCAUCCCUAUCUUGGUAGAGAUCUUCAACUGACUUUGGAAUUAGAAAUGUGCGUGCGAAAGAUGAAUAAAUAUGUACAUAUAAUUCUGAUAAGUGAUAACCUUUAUAGUUAUCUACUUUAUUGCUUUUA